GGCUUUGGCUUCCAUGCUGCUCCAUGAGCCUCCACCGCUUCCUUGGCACGGUGGACACGGGCGCGGGCAACGGCCCUGCCGUGUACCGCCAGUGCCUCGAGUGCCUGGAACGGAUCGGCGCGGAGGAGGUGGAGGUGCAGAAGGGCCGCAUCUUUUGGAAGUCACGACUGGACAUCCCAGGCCUACAGAGCCUGAACUGCUUCGAGAAGGUGCUGCUGACCACCUUCCGCGGCGUUGGCUUCCCGGAAGACCUGGACUGGGAUGAGCAUCUGCGAAGUUGGGAAGGCGUGUGUGGUUCGGUGAGUUCCUUCCGGGUGAGCUGCAAGCGAUCUGGGAAGAUGGCGGAGACCUCGCUGGAGCUGGCAAGGCGCCUGGGCUCGGCUUUACAGGACCGGCAAGAGGACCGCUUUCACUGGGCGCUGGACCUUCAGAACCCACACCUGGAGGUUUGGCUCUACAUCUCCUUGGAAGAGUCCUUCGUAGGGCUACUGCUGCUGCGGCAGUUGCAGCGGCGGCCAACGUACCGCGCAGCCACGGGUCUCCACCCCAACGUGGCCUGGGCCAUGUGCAGUGCCGCCAACAUCCAGGUUGGGGAGGUGGUUUUAGAUCCCAUGUGCGGCACCGGCAUGCUGCUCACAGAGGCGCCAGUGGGCGCCUACGUGGUGGGAGUGGACAUCUCUGCGGAGAUGCUCACCCGCGCCGCAGCCCAUCUCGCCUCUCUGGGGCGCCUGGGAUCGCUGCUGCGGGGGGACGUGACGUGCCUGCCGCUGCCCAGUGGCUUCGCGGACGUGGUGCUGUGUGACCUACCCUUCGGGCGCCAGUUCGGCACAGUGGAGGGCAACAAGGAGUUGUACCCUCGCGCGCUGCGGGAGCUGCGCCGGGUGACCAAGCCUAGCGGCCGCUGCGUGCUGCUCACCUCCGCGGAGAACGGCGCGUUGCUGGCGGCCGCCGAGGGGUGGCCGGUGGUGCAGCAGGCGCCCUGGAAUUUGGGCAACAAGCUGCCAGCCACCGUGUUUGUCCUGGGCUCCCACGCUUGCGACCUCUCGCUUUUUGCCAGUGCUGGACGUUUCGCCCAUGCCCGGAAGCAGAAGAACCCGGACCUGGACCUCCUGUGCCAGAGUAUCCAGGGCAAAGCUGCCACCGUGGCGGUGCUGGUGGAGCCAGGCUAUGAGAGGUACUGCUACAAUGCGAGCAGCAGCCUGGGCAACGUGGGCGUAAGUGCUGCUCGACUAAAGCAGCAGUCAACAGCAGGACAGGCGUAG
Molecule: messenger RNA, 1262 nt
Organism: Effrenium voratum
Lineage: Eukaryota; Dinophyceae; Suessiales; Symbiodiniaceae
Source: the annotation of a GenBank genome assembly